AAGGCGCGUCAUGCAGCCUCCGGAGCAGAGAGGGAAAUGUUUUUAUAUCUCCCUGAAUCAGUGCAUUGUGCAGGAAUGAGGUCCCCCCUGCUGGCACAUCUUCUUCUCGCCCUGCUCCUGGCAGCAGGGAGAGAUGUCACAGGGGAGGAGCUGGACAGGAAGCCCAACUUUGUUCUGAUGAUGGUGGACGACCUGGGCAUCGGUGAUAUAGGAUGCUACGGUAAUGACACCAUCAGGACUCCCAACAUAGACAGACUUGCUUCUGAAGGGGUUAAGUUGACUCAGCACAUUGCAGCUGCUCCUCUCUGCACCCCAAGCCGUGCUGCUUUUAUGACAGGUCGCUACGCGUUCCGCUCAGGAUUGGGUAGCUUUGGCCGUGUGCAGGUGCUGCUGUUUCUUGCGGGUUCAGGGGGGCUGCCACCCAGUGAGACCACCUUUGCUAAGAGGCUGCAGCAACAAGGAUACACCACAGGCCUAGUGGGUAAGUGGCACCUGGGUGUGAACUGUGAACACAGAGGGGACCACUGCCACCAUCCGAACCAGCAUGGCUUCAGCUACUACUACGGCUUACCGUUCACCCUGUUCAACAACUGUGUGCCUGGAGAGGGAAAUGAUGUCCUGGCAGACUUCGAGCGUACACUCCGAUAUCUGACCAUGAUGCUUGGGGUGGGACUUUUCACACUGGUGUGUGUCCGUGUGUGCGGCCUCCUUGAAGUCAGCCUGCGGCUCUUGGUAGCACUGUUCUUUCUCAGUUUCCUAGCAGUCGCUCUGUGGUAUGCUCCCUUUAUGCUCCUGCAGACCUGGAACUGCAUCAUCAUGAGGAACCAAGAGGUGAUCGAACAGCCAAUGACAGUAGAGACAUUGCCCGAGAGGCUGCUGGGAGAAGCACAAAACUUCAUGAAGAGGAAUGUUGAUCGUCCAUUCCUCCUCUUUUUCUCAUUGAUCCAUACCCACACACCACUCUUUACAACCCCCGCAUUUGCUGGCAAAAGUCGCCAUGGUCGCUAUGGUGAUAACCUAGAAGAAAUGGACUGGAUGAUUGGUAAAAUUACAGAGACGGUGGACUCCCUCGGCCUAGCCAACAAUACACUGAUGUACUUUACAUCAGACCAUGGUGGACAUCUAGAGAUUUCUGAUUCCAGAAGCGGCCAGAAAGGAGGCUGGAACGGCAUCUAUAAAGGUGGUAAAUCUAUGGGAGGCUGGGAGGGUGGGAUCAGGGUGCCUGGUAUUUUCCGCUGGCCUGGCAGACUAGCAGCUGGAAAAGUCGUGGACGAACCCACUAGCCUCAUGGAUCUGUAUCCAACACUGAAAUAUUUGGCCAAGGACACACAACCAGACAGACAAUUGGAUGGAUAUAACCUCAUGCCAGUGUUGGAGGGGAAGGUAGAGCGAUCAGAGCAUGAAUUCAUGUUUCACUACUGUGGAAUCUACCUCAAUGCAGUACGCUGGCACCCACCUGGAAGUGACUCCAUAUUCAAGGUGCACUUUUUCACUCCCAACUUUUCUCCCCCGGGAGCCGGUGGAUGCUACGACACAAAGGUUUGUCUGUGUCAUGGAAAAUUCGUGACGUAUCACAACCCACCACUGCUGUACGACCUGUUCCACGAUCCCUCAGAGUCCCGCCCACUGUCCCCUGAUACUGAGCCACGAUACGCUGAAGUUCUUGAGCAGAUCGCCAAAGCUGUGGAGAGACAUCAGACUACCAUCCCAAACAAGCAGGUGUCUGAUGAUACUCCACAACCCAAUGCAGAUGAACCCAGCGUUGAAAGCCAGAUGACAUGGAACAAGAUUCUGUGGAGACCCUGGCUUCAGCCCUGCUGUGGGACUUUUCCAUUCUGCGGCUGUAAAGAGAACACAACGCAUAUUUAAGGGAAAAAAAUCCGCCAGACAGUCUUAAAUAAUUGACAAAGAACAGCCUGGAUUUGGUCAAGCUUGUGUUGUAGCUACAACAGGGUUUCACGUUUUCUCAAGAAUUGUUCAGGGUGCAUUCAUGAGCUCUCACCAUUCCAAUACUCCAGAGUAAUUCAGUGAUGUGACUUGAAAAUGUUUGGCUGCAGGCAUGCAAAGUUGUCACCUUUUGGUAAAAUUUGACAUUUGAAUCUAAAAUAGGUCACCUACAUUAUUUGUGUAGAUCCCCUGAGUUUUUGAAAUUUGAGCCGGGGGGUCUGGAUCUAUGAGGAUAGAGUGAUGAGGAAUUAAAUGUGUUUCUGAGUUAUGGAAAAAAAAAAAAAAAGAAAUAAGCUUCUGGCACUUGAGCCGGCCUUAAGGUAAUAACCUCUUACAGUAGCAAAACAGAUGAUAACCUUAGUUGGUUUGUAUAUGUCAAGCUUAGCCUGAUUAGGUUGAGUUGUUCUGAUUUAGAAUUAGCCAUCACAAUUUGGAUUUAACAUUAGGCGAUAGCCUUAUCCUUAUUCCCAUUGAGUGUAAAGUUAGCUAGCUUGUUAUACCAAAUUCCACUCGUUCACCAACGUUACCAUUUUGCAAACAAAUACAACAUAAGUUGAGCUCCUCAGCCAAAGUGCCAACUAACAAUGCUAGUGUUAGCCCCUAAUGGUUCCAUUGUCUUUAUGCUAAGAUAAUAUUAGCAAGGCUAACACUGACAUAACAUGAUGCAGUAGUGUAGAUAUUUAGCUAACAUGCAAUUACACAACCCCAUCUAGGUUUACGCCUGGCAGAGACAAAUAUGCACAUUCAUUCAUUCAUUCAUCUUCUAACCGCUUCAUCCUCUUGAGGGUCGCGGGGGGGCUGGAGCCUAUCCCAGCUGACAUCGGGCAAGAGGCGGGGUACACCCUGGACAGGUCGCCAGACUAUCACAGGGCUGACACAUAGAGACAAACAACCAUUCACGCUCACAUUCACACCUACGGACAAUUUAGAGUUAUCAAUUAACCUAGUUCCCAAUCUGCAUGUCUUUGGACUGUGGGAGGAAGCCGGAGUGCCCGGAGAGAACCCACGCUGACACGGGGAGAACAUGCAAACUCCACACAGAAGGGCUCCCACGCCCGGGAUCGAACCAGCAACCCUCUUGCUGUGAGGCGACAGUGCUAACCACCACACCACCAUGCCGCCCCAAAUAUGCACAAUUUAUGUAAAAAUAUACUGUAUACAUUUGUAUACAUUUUACAUGCUGUAUCUAUAUAUUCAGUGAGAAAAAUAUAGCAGUUGAAUUAACAAAUUGAGUGAAGAUGUUCUGUUUAUAUAGCAAAACUAUAAUGACAAAAUUGUGCGCGUAAAUUCAAGAUGGGUGGUAACAUCUGUGAUCACUUACUUAACUUGAACUACAGUAUGUGAAUUGAAUGUUCAUUAUCUGGUUCCAUUUCAGAGUGAGAGAAUUCAGGGAGAAAGAAUCUGCUUUCAAAGGAGAUUGACGCAGGUGUGAGAUUUUUUCGUACAAGCCCUGAACUGAUGCCCCUUACUGUACUUUUAUAGCAGUAAGAUAACAUUAAUUCUAGGGUGAGUUUUCCCGAUAUCUACAUGCUAAAAUCAACUGUAAAUCCGCAUGUUAAAGGUGAUAUUUCAGAAAAAUAAUUUUGUCACAUUUUCUCCCCUGACGAGUUUGCAUGCCUGUUUGCCUACAGACAGUGUAAAAUCUUGGAUUUCCAUCAAGUCAUUACUUGCAUUUAGAAGCUUUAUUUAAUCUGAAAUUCAAGUUGAUGGCACAAUGCAAUUAAUUGUGUUUUGAUUAAGAUAGAAAGCUUAAAAAAGGUUAUAUCAAUUAAUCAAGCAAUUGAUCACUUACAUGUCACAUGAAGUCAUACCAGGUCUAACUCCAGUGAAAUGCAAUCCAGUCAGCACUCUGAACUUGUAUAUUGCAGUUCAGUCCUUUGUUGCCUCUUCUUUCAUCACUGGCAGCUGCUUUAUAAUUGUCCAUGUUUUCAGACGAGCUGCUGUACGUGCGUUUAUGGCAUUCAGAUUUGUUUUAGUAAUCUAUGGUUUCUAGUGGUGACAUUUUUUCAACUGUAGUCUUGGGUACAGUUGCCUCUGUUGUUGUACAAAUUAAAUCCACAACAGACUCAGUGAAUUCAUUUAUAUCAUCUGUGACGUUUACAGAGGUGUCCUGGAAUGUGCUCCAGUAUUUAAAAUGAAGACACCUUCAAAACUGAAACAAAAUAUUUUUGAAACCGAUCAAAAUUACAGUGAAGAUUAAACAAUGCAAUGACGACACUGUAACAGGGACAAGUGCAUUAUUACACUGUAAACUUGCAAUAGAGCCAAAAAAAGAUGCGUCUUUGCAAACAUGAAGGGGAAGUCAGAUGUUUACGAGUGUGUCAUUCAUCACGUGACGGAUCUGUUCAGUUGGUGCUCCUAUUUAGUGCAAUAAUAAAAUCAGUGCUUUAAGGAUGACACAAUAAAAUGUACAUUCCAAAAAAUCCUGCGUAGCU
Epinephelus fuscoguttatus (brown-marbled grouper) is the source of this 4382-nucleotide messenger RNA. RefSeq names its product arylsulfatase H (gene arsh). The coding region runs from base 37 to 1869 and encodes 610 amino acids. Gene Ontology annotation, molecular function: arylsulfatase activity. Lineage: Eukaryota; Metazoa; Chordata; Actinopteri; Perciformes; Serranidae. The transcript is spliced from 11 exons. The record is from RefSeq and is a predicted model, not a curated record.